CUCCACAUCACGGUGGAAUUGGCAUUACUCCUGAAGUUACUCGUGCACAGUGCUGCCCCUGACAGAGUUGGCCCGUUCUUUACAUAACGUGUGAAAGUGUGUUCAUUGGAUGACAAUAGUGAAGCUGAGGGAAAUGAUUUCCAGAUAUGUGUUCAGUUAAAAACCACCAGUACGUCUUCUUAUCUCAAUGUCUCAGUUUUGCUCACAGCCUCUUUGCAUCACUAAACUGGUGACAUCAGGGAAUCAGUCAGGGAGCAUUUGACGGGUUUAGAGAACAUUGUUUUGAAUCUUCAGGAAGUGUAUGAACCACUUCCUGCCGAGGACCCUUCAUUGUGUACGCUGUUAAUGUGUGUUAUCGUGCGUUAACCCGGUGUUUGUGCCUCUUCCUCUGUGCAGAGUCAUGAAGCUGCUCCUCCUGCUGGCAGUUGCUGCCAGCCAGAUGGAGCUCUCUGCCUCUCAGGAGGUCACUCUGAAUGCUCCUGGUGGAAACAUCAACAUCAGCGACGUUCCCAUCACUUUCUAUGGAAAAACAUACACAUGGUUACACGUGAAGAUGGGCAAUAAGACUGAAGUUUGUUUAAAAAAUGACCCAUCUGAGGACGACAUUGACUGUGUGGUGACCAACGACGGGGUGGCUUCAGACAAAGUGAAAUACAGUAUACAACCUGGAUCAUUUCCCCCUCACUCUUCUCUUGUUAACAUCAAAACCCAGGCACAGGGUCUCGUUGAUCUCAAGUUCUUCACUGGUGCUACACAGAAUAUGGAUUGGGAAUUCUCCAAUUUUGGUUUGCAAGCUGCUUGCGGGUCACAUCAUGCUGCUGGCCAUCCGUUUUCUGAUAGUUUAAACAUUUCUACAACAGUCGGUGGCACAGUGAUGGAUACCUGGGAGCCUCCUGCAGGAACAUCUACUCUUCGAGACCUGAGUGGAUGCAGAGGCUCAGGUGGCGCUGUAAUGCCGGGUUCAGAGAUGCCCAACUUAGGGCCCUGCUCUACUGGAGUCUGUUCUCUGUCUGCAGUCCUCUCUAAUGUCACUGCAUGUGGGCCCGAGGAGGUUUGCCAAGCGGACAACACGUGCGCUGAGGUUCCUAAGGCCCCGGUGGUGUGCACGGUGACGGGCUCCACGGUGAUCGGUUUCCACGGAGCAGUGCACUCUGUCCAGGAUCGCUGUGCCUACAGUCUGAUGGAGCCUGAAGGCAGCGCCAGCUUCAACCUCAUGGCCGCUUUCAGGGAGCGCCGGCGUACAGAUGUUCCUCUUCUGGACCACCUGAUCCUGUCGCUGCCAGGUGUGACCAUGUAUCUGGAGCAAGGAGGAAGAGUCCGGGUUGGUGGUGAAGCCCUGGUGCUCAGCAGCACAGCUCAGCUGAUGCACGGCGUGGAGCUCUCCAAGGACCAGACUGGAGUCACUGCUAAGUUCCCGUCCUCCAACAUGACUCUCUUCUUUGAUGGCAACAGCGCACAUGUGACAGGACUUCCUGAAGCUGUAGAGGGUUUGUGUGGCAGCCCCUCCAACUCCAGCUGGACCACCACCCCGACUGCAGAGAAGUCCUCUAUCAGCCUCCCUGGCUGUGAGAUUCAAUACCAGGACUCAGUCGACAGCGCCAUCAACUGCAACCGCUGCACCGACCACUGUAAUCUCAUGAGGCAGCCUCCCUUCUCCGCCUGUCACGAGCACACCGACCCAGAGCCGUACAUCAGCGCCUGCACACACACUCUGUGCAGAUACCCGUCAGUGGAUGGGGUCGACUGCCACUUUUUGGAGGCUUACGCCAAGGCCUGCAGCCUGGAAGCCAACGUGACCCUGGAGGACUGGAGGUCAACUUCUGGCUGCUGUAAGACCCUCUUUCACUUGAAUAUUCACAGUCGUUGUGGUUUAAUACACAACUGGAAGUCCCUGUGUUUGUAUAGUAGCCUGAGUAUGGUCACAUAUACAGGAUAUAUGUAAUAUGGAUAGUGUGCAGUGUUUGAUUCCACUUCAUUCUAGGUUUAUUACUUCAUUCCUAGUAAUAGUUUGUAUAAUCAUUGUUAUUAGUGAUAUUAUUAUGAUAACUAUUUAAAACUGUGUAUGAAGGAAAAAAUGGAAAUUAAAUUAAAAUUAAUAAAAGCAUAGAUUUUGUAAAAUUAAUUAUUUUUAUUUCAUUUUAAAUAUUUUAAACUCGUCUAACUGUCAUAGUUGGCUCCUCAUGUUGGAUGUUGUAUUACGGUGUGUGUGAUAUCUCCUGUAUAGAUAGAUGUUAAUACAUAUAUAACUUUUAUCAAUAUAUUUUAAAUAUAUAUUAUUAUAAAUUGUUAUUAAUACUA
Messenger RNA from Trematomus bernacchii (emerald rockcod), 2298 nucleotides. Its product is annotated as kielin/chordin-like protein. The record is from RefSeq and is a predicted model, not a curated record. NCBI's taxonomy places the organism in Eukaryota, Metazoa, Chordata, Actinopteri, Perciformes, Nototheniidae. The transcript has 11 exons. Bases 401 to 1942 code for a protein of 513 amino acids.